UUGAAUAGCAAACGUCGGCUUAGUCUGCAAAUAAAGUUGGAGUGCUUGCUUGGGAAAAUGGGAACAUGGUGGAGAGUCAAGGCCGGGUCUUUCCAUGAUUUGUCGUCUUUAUACCUUAGCUACGGGGCUAGCACUCGUUUCUCUUCCUCAGUUUCUCUCUAAACUUUGGGCAGUUCUUGAAGGAUUUCUGUCUUUCUACUAGGGGAGAAAAAAUGGAUAGAGGAAAGAGGCCAAGUAAGAUUACUGGAAGCAUGAGCAAUAAGAUCUACAUGGACCUCAGAGAGAUAAUAAAAGAGCGUGCUCUUCCUUUUCUUCCUGCAAAGUCACUUUUCAGGUUCACAGGGGUUUGUAGGGACUGGAAGCUUCAGAUCUCAGCUCCCUUCUUCGCCCACACACAGACAAAUUCCUUCCAUGCUAUCUCAGGCAUCUUUUGUCAGUUUCCUAGGGAACUACCUUCUUUCAUCUCCCUUGAACAGAAGGCAUAUGGUGUGCCAGACCCAUCUUUGAAAUUUUUUCCUGAAGAAGUUGACGUCAGGACCUCAUCAAAUGGACUACUUUGCUGUCAAGGUCGCUCUGGGGACAAGGCAUACUACAUCUGUAAUCCCGUCACCAAGCAAUUGAAAAAACUCCCUCAGCCAAAUGCUAACCAUGGCCCUGACCCUGCCAUUGUUCUUAUCUUUGAACCAUCGCGACUGAACUUUGUGGCUGAUUACAAGCUGGUUUGUGCUUUCCCAUCUGCUGAUUUUGAUGAUGGAUAUGAGUUUGAGAUCUAUUCUUCUGAAAAAGGAUCUUGGGAAAAUUCUGGGGAGAUUUUCUUUGGAAAUAACAAGUUCCUGCCUGCAUCGGGUAUUCAUGUGAAUGAUGUUGUAUACUGGCAAGUAAAACAGACUGGUCUUGUUGCUUUUGAUGUUGUGAAAUGCCGGGCAAAACUCAUCCAAAGCUAUGCUGCGAAAGGGACCUUGGGUGUGAUGCAUAAGAAGCUUUGUGCGACUCACAUACAUGGGAAGACACUAACUGUGAGCUUGCUGUCUAAUAUUUACUCAAACACAAUGCAACUGCACAGCCAUGCCAGGGCAUGGGAGGAGAAAUGUCGAAUCCAGUUGGACGAUUCCUUGCCUUUGCACGACCAGCCUUGUGUGUUGCUCACGGCUGAUAAUCUGGUGGUGAUUCAGGCCAGGAAAACAAUCUUUUCCUUUGACACGAAAACCAGAGAAGGCACAAUAUUAUGCAACACGGCUGACUCUGGCAUGAGGAGUGUUCCUUAUGUGAAUAGCCUUGUCUAUGUCUAGUCAUCCACUGUCACUGUGUGUCCUUUAAUUAGCGCUUUCUGGCCAUAAUGGGUAUAGGCAAGGCAGUCCUAUUAGCUUCUAUAGUAGAUCCAAACUAUGGUUAAUGGAACUUCUUGCCUUCAAGCCUGUAUGCUAGGCUCCUUGUGGAUUUACUGCAUUAAUUAUUGUGGUACCAAGUUUAUAUUUUGAUAUGAAUGGAACUAGUUACUGGGGUUUUGUGUUUGA
Molecule: messenger RNA, 1514 nt
Organism: Malania oleifera
Lineage: Eukaryota; Viridiplantae; Streptophyta; Magnoliopsida; Santalales; Ximeniaceae
Product: putative F-box protein At3g23950
Exons: 2
Coding region: 213-1289 (358 amino acids)
Molecular function (GO): protein binding
Source: RefSeq, a predicted model, not a curated record